AAAAAAACAUGAGAUUGAUUUCUUCUACUUUCCUUCAACUCUCCCACUCUAAAAUGGCGCCUCAGCUUCUCUCCUCCCGUACCUUCAAAUCUCUCUUUGACUCUGUCGACACUAAACUUUUUGACUGCGAUGGUGUUAUAUGGAAGGGUGAAACGCUCAUCGAUGGCGUCUCCCAAACUCUCGACCUAAUCCACUCUAAGGCACUUGACCUUUUCCCACUCUUCUCCCCCUCUCUCUCUCUCUCUCUCUCUCUCUCUCUCUCUCUAUGAUGAUUUUUGUGUCAGGGUAAAAAUGUUGUCUUUGUGACAAACAAUUCGGUCAAAUCGAGGAGGCAAUACGCUGAAAAGUUCCGAUCUUUGGGUCUUUCUUCUGUUACUCAGGAUGAGAUCUUCUCUCCCUCAUUUGCCGCAGCUAUGUACCUCAAAGUCAACAAUUUCCCUAAGGACAAGAAGGUUUAUGUGAUUGGUGGAGAGGGUGUUCUUGAGGAGCUGCAGAUUGCUGGUUUUACAGGUCUUGGUGGUCCCAUAUUGGCCCUGAGUGUUAAAACCAGCCAAACAUUGGAUACUUCGAGUUCCUCAGCAGUAUUUCUCUCCGGCGGAUUCUCUUACUAUUACUUAGCAUCCGGCAACAAUCUGGUUUAUCUGGAUCAAGCUAAGGAAGAGACUGGACCAAAAACAGCUCUAAACCCUGAUAAAUGGCUCGAGUUCAAGCUUUAAGACACUGCUAGAGUUAGCCACAACACCCAGUUGUUCAGGUUCUCAUUUGAGCCCUCAGCUGAACUGGGUCUACAUGUUGCUUCUUGUCUCCUGACAAGGGCUCCUUUAGGCUAUAAUGCUGAAGG
Camelina sativa (false flax) is the source of this 841-nucleotide messenger RNA. The record is from RefSeq and is a predicted model, not a curated record. Lineage: Eukaryota; Viridiplantae; Streptophyta; Magnoliopsida; Brassicales; Brassicaceae.